Molecule: messenger RNA, 2532 nt
Organism: Dalotia coriaria
Lineage: Eukaryota; Metazoa; Arthropoda; Insecta; Coleoptera; Staphylinidae
Product: pickpocket protein 28-like
Exons: 9
Coding region: 631-2415 (594 amino acids)
Biological process (GO): sodium ion transmembrane transport
Cellular component (GO): plasma membrane
Molecular function (GO): ligand-gated sodium channel activity
Source: RefSeq, a predicted model, not a curated record
UUUCAACAUAUUCUCAAACAUUGUUAUCUCCGGGCAUUGCACGUCUUUAUAGGGCGCGUGAAACUCGCUCCGGAUUUCUUCUAUUGAUAAAUCUACAGUUAAAAACAUGUUGUUGAGGGUUUUAGUCCUUUUGGGAACCAUUCUUGUGGUUGCACACGGUGCUAAUAAUCACGUCCCAGCUAGUGAUUGUCACAUUGAUGAAUUCUAUCAAAAAUGUGAGGAUAGUAGAGAGAUUGUAAAGUGUGAGUUCACCUGCGAUAAUUUCCGCCUUCCGAACAAACCGCUCUGUGAUUGUGAGCCGAAAUGCGUGUGCAAGCAUAAAUACGUGCGUGACACGGCGACGAACAAAUGUGUCUAUCGUUUCCAGUGUCCAGACACAUGGUGGCCAUGGACUGGAUACCAAGAGGAAUCAAAGAAGACAUUCGAAUAGAAUAAAAUACUCAGAAACCAAAACGGAUCUCCAUUAUGUGAAAAUAUAUCAAAUAUAUAACAUAGUUUAUUAUACUUAGGCAACCCAAAUAACAUUUGAUCUAAUACUGAUUACUUCGCAUGUGUAAUUAGUAUUCGUGUCGGUGUUUUUGUGUAAUUAGAUGAUGGUUAAUCAGAAACGAACGCAUCCAAACUGUUACGAUGUAUUACUUGUCACACAACCUGUUAUUAACCAAACGAUGGGUAGGUUUAGUUGUGGAUAAUUCGGCGAUGAAUUACGAUCGGAGUGGGCCUCAUGCGAGGAAAGAUUUGCAUUCGUGGAGAUAUUAUAAUGAUCACUUUAAAGUUGAACGUUUGCCAGCUUUACCACCUCAGGGACCAGUGGGACCACCUCCUGCGUAUAAAAAUAUACGUCAGUUUCAUGAUUUUAAUGCGAAAGGACCGUUAAAUGUGUCUAAACACUCAGUUUCAAAGGAGCAGACAUUUUGGGAGAAGCUCAUUGAUGGUUUUGAUCAUUAUUGUGAUACUAGUUCACUGCAUGGGUUGAAAUAUGUCGGGGAGAAUCGAUUUAGUAAACCUGAACGGAUUUUUUGGUUAAUUGCUUUCUUGGUUGCCGUUGCCUUGGCGAUAGUCUUCAUCACUAGCCUCUAUGUCAACUAUGAUAACAGCCCUGUUAUCGUCAAUUUCAGUCCUGAAAUGAUCAAUGUCCAAAACAUACCUUUUCCUGCUGUGACAAUCUGUAAUACUAAUGUUGCUCUUAAAAGUCGUGCAGAAAUCGUUAAACGUUCCGGUACACCAGCUCAACAAUUGGUACUUGAUGACAUGUGUAAUUCAAAUACUUCAACAAAUCACGAUGAUAUUGGCCCUAUUUCAUGGAAUACCAUGGAAAAUGUCAUCAUAAACAUCACACAAAAGUGUAGUGAGAUGGUUAUUGGUUGUAAAUGGCAAAGUAAGACUUAUGUAUGCAAAGAAUUGAUAAAUUCUGUCUUAACUGAUGAUGGGUAUUGCUGUACCUUCAACAGACUUCCUGUUAAUUUGAUAUAUAAAAUACCUCCUGAGCAAAACCAGUUAGGCUUCCCAAAUGACAUCGUGCCUUGGUACCCUGAGGCAGGCUACCCUGCCAACGCUAAAGAUGAUGUUUAUCCAUACAGGGCGUUUGGUCGUGGUGUCAAUCAAGGUUUAUCCCUUGUUUUGGACGCUGCUUUAGAUGAAUAUUAUUGUUCUACUACAAAUGGCUUUGGAUUCAAGAUUCAACUUCAUACACCAAGGGAAGCUCCAAAAAUUGCUGAUUUAGGUUUCUUGGUACAACCUGGUAUAGAAUCACGUAUUGUGAUUGAUACUAAUAUUGAACAAGCAUCUGAUUCGAUUCGUGGUAUUGAUUAUCGUAAAAGGAAAUGUUUUUUUGCUUUUGAGAAAUAUUUGCGUUAUUAUAAUAUGUAUAAUGCAAGGAAUUGUAUGUUGGAGUGUGAAGCUAACUAUACUUAUGAGCAGUGUGGAUGUACGCCAUAUUAUUUACCCAGAGAUAUGGAUAUGAAGAUUUGUGAUAAGUCGGAUGAACAGUGUACGACACAAGCAAAAUUUGUUAUUGAACGUUAUGGGCCUGAAAAGUUAGCUUGUGAUUGUUUACCUGGGUGUUAUCUGCUUGAAUAUUUUCCUAGUGUUUUAUCAGAAGGAAAAUUGAUGAAUUUGAAUAAUAUUACUGAUUCAGAGUUCUUGGGGAAUUAUUCUCAGGAAUAUUUUGCAGAAAACAUGGCGAUUGUUCACUUCUUUUUCGGCGCUGAAAGAUUCCAAGUACAAGUUAAAUCAUCAACGUAUACUUUUUCGGAGUUUCUUUCGAAUACCGGUGGAUUAUUGGGAUUGUUUUUGGGUUUCAGUUUUCUGAGUGUUGUGGAAAUAAUUUACUUCUUGUUUAUUAGAGGUGCUUGUGUGUGGUGUCAAAACAAGAGGAGUAAAAAUCAAGUUAAACAGCGUGUAUUUGUUCAAUAAAAAUUGGAUUUGCAUGAAUUUAUUCAAAUAACUCACGUUCUUGCUAUGUAGAGACAAAAACGAGUUGUAAUAACACAAAACUAUCUCUAUUUAUAAAUAAACUGUAAUUAUCCAUGA